AAUUGGCGGGCGAACGACUCGGCUCGGCUCAGUUCGGGGGUGGUUCGGCGAGGGAUGGUGUCUUUAAAACUCGAAAUAAAAAUAUAAUUUUGGAUAAGAGAAGCUCCAUAUUAUUGCGAAAAUGGGAAAGCAGGAAAAAAUAUACGGAUACCUAAUAGACCAACCAUUGCCAGAUAUAUCUUUGGGGCAAUCGAUAAUGAAUAAAAUGCACGAGUAUAGUGAUACUGUUUUCUUGAUAGAUGGAUGUAAUAAUGACUAUCGGCUAACGUACAGAGACCUACUCGAGAAAAGUGUGAAACUUGCAAAGUUUAUGCAACGAUACGGAAUCAAGAUUGGAGAUAGAAUUGCCAUCGUAAGCGAAAACCGAUUAGAAUGGUUGAUAGCGCUUUGCGCGACGCUUUAUAUUGGCGCUAUAUUUGCGCCAUACAAUCCUACGUACACGGAAUGGGAAUUUCGACACGUGUUGAACAUCUCGGAGCCGCGAAUAGUCUUUGUGUCUCAGCGCACUGAGGAAACCUUCACAAAACUCCAGCCGAGUUUAUCUUGGCAAAUCGAACUAAUCGAAUUGGAUGAUAAACCGUUCGCAGCCAACAUGCGCACAUUGACGAAUAUCUUAAAUGACGAAAAAGUCGCGGAUUUUCUGAAAUACAAAACGGUUAAUAUCGGUGAUAUUAAGAAGCAUCCAGCGGUUCUUCUUAAUUCGAGUGGUACAACAGGAUUGCCAAAAGCAGUAGCACUGUCCCAUAGGAAUUUAUUAACGUUACUUCUUAAAGUAUCCAAGCGGGACUUCCUCGAUAUAACGCAGGACACUAGAAGCUUAAUAUUUCUGCCGUUUUAUCAUGGUUUCGCGUUCGCCACGCUGUUAAUAAGCUUGACGGUUGGCGCUAACGUCAUGGUAAUGUCUAACUUCCAGCCGGAACGGUUUUUGAAGUUGGUACAGAAAUAUAAGCCUACCUUUUUGCCGAUCGUACCGUCGAUCAUGACGUUAUUGGCGAAGCACCCGCUGGUGGAGAGGAACGACUUUCGCAGCCUGAGAGAAAUCCUCUGCGGAGGAUCGCCGCUCGGAAAGGAACUUGUAGAUGCGGUGAAAGCUCGCAUCGGCGAUAUAUACAUACGAAACGGCUACGGAAUGACGGAGUUGACGGUAUUGACCAGCGUGAGUGCUUACGAAGAAAGUGAUGUCACUGCUCUGCAUUGCAUCGUACCUGGACUAUGCAGCAAAAUAGUUGAUAUCGAGACACAGAAGACUUUGGACGUGGAUCAGGUUGGGGAAGUCUGCUUCAAGGGUGACCAAAUAAUGAUGAUGUAUUGGAACAAUCCCGAAGCUACCAAGCAGACCAUCGACGAGGACGGAUGGCUGCACACGGGCGACCUUGGCUAUUACAACGAGCACGGUGCGAUGUACGUAGUCGAUCGGUUGAAAGAGCUGAUCAAAUACAACGGCUACCAGGUCUCGCCGUCGGAGAUAGAGAUGGUCUUGCUGUCGCAUCCCGCGGUGAGAGACGCUACAGUCUGCGGCAGACCCGAUCCGCGCAGCGGGGAGCUGCCCACGGCUGUGAUAGUGAAACAGCCUGGCGCUACGGUCACCGCCGAGAACAUUAUGGAAUUUGUCAAACAGAAAUUGUCGCCGCACAAAUGGCUGCGCGGCGGGGUGCAAUUUGUCGAUGCUAUACCUAAGAAUGCCACCGGCAAGAGUCUACGUCGUGAGGUUCAGUUGAUGAUUCAAGCAACGGUCUCAAAGCUAUGAUGUUGGACUCAUAUUAACAAAAAAACCUCUUUAAACAUUAAUUAAAUAGAUAUAAUUUAGAUUAAUAGAUAUAUCUAAUUAGUUAUAUAUAUGUCAAUCGAAAAGUCCACUUGUUCCCUAUUAAAAUAUUUGGUUGAGAGCGACGCAUGUGAUAAAAUUGCCAAUCUUAACAAUGUUAAUAUAUAUAUUCUUAUUUUAACAGCUAAAAUACGGCUAUAGCACUAGCUGUUUCUAUUUCAAUGAUACAUCUUAGCUGCUAUUUUUUAGUUGUAAUAGUUAAUUCUUUUUCUGAAUGUAAUCGAGUAAUUUAAAAAUAAACUGUUUUUAUCGAU
This is a messenger RNA of Dinoponera quadriceps, 2079 nucleotides long. RefSeq names its product 4-coumarate--CoA ligase 1-like. The transcript has 7 exons. Bases 122 to 1747 code for a protein of 541 amino acids. NCBI's taxonomy places the organism in Eukaryota, Metazoa, Arthropoda, Insecta, Hymenoptera, Formicidae. Gene Ontology annotation, biological process: long-chain fatty acid metabolic process; fatty-acyl-CoA biosynthetic process. Gene Ontology annotation, molecular function: long-chain fatty acid-CoA ligase activity. The record is from RefSeq and is a predicted model, not a curated record.